This is a messenger RNA of Cydia strobilella, 1182 nucleotides long. RefSeq lists its product as uncharacterized. Bases 105 to 1043 code for a protein of 312 amino acids. Lineage: Eukaryota; Metazoa; Arthropoda; Insecta; Lepidoptera; Tortricidae. Gene Ontology annotation, biological process: phosphatidylinositol phosphate biosynthetic process; intracellular signal transduction. The record is from RefSeq and is a predicted model, not a curated record. The transcript has 4 exons. Gene Ontology annotation, molecular function: 1-phosphatidylinositol-3-kinase regulator activity. Gene Ontology annotation, cellular component: phosphatidylinositol 3-kinase complex.
CACAAAUCUGUCAAAUACAAACAAAAUAUCUUCAUCGGUUCAAUGAAAAUGAAUAUGAAAUAAAGAGAAUUUAAUCGAACCAGCAAGAGUAAUCGACUGUACAAAUGAACAAAAAUUACGAACGCUGUACCCAUUGUAAUCGUCGCAAAUGGCUAACGACGGGAUGUCUUCGAAAAUGGCUAAAACCAAUGGAAUGCAAACAUUUACAACGAACUAUCGAUACCAAAAGAGAUUACACUAAUGCUGACAUAGUUCAUUGUGUAUUUUUACCCGAACGAAAACCUGUGAUGAACCCUAGUAAGUUCGUAAAGUUUUGGAAAAACAAACUGUUUAUUUCCGGCAGUGUGAGAUCCCUCCAAAGAUAUUUCGGCAAUAAAAACAAUGAUGAGGAUCACAUAUGCAACAUUACAAAGAGCAAAUGUAGUGAACCCUCGACGUCAUUGGAAAAGAGUCCAGUAUCAAUUAUUGAUAGUGACGAUAAGAAAGUCGUUGAAUAUAAUAAACAAAUAAUGAAGUGUCAACAUUCAGAUGGUCACUCAGUUCUUAGAGGACACCAUCAACAUGCGUCACUUGAAACAUGUGCCAUAUACUGUCAGCUGUCCAAGCACGGAUGGUAUUGGGGUGGUAUAUCAUCUAGUGAGGCAGAAGAGCUGUUAGCAGGUCAACAUGACAAUGUGUUUCUGGUGAGAGACUCAUAUGACUCCCGUCAUAUUCUCUGUGUAUCUUUUCGCUGUGUGGGCCGCACUCUCCAUGCUAGACUCCGACAUGCAAAUGGACUAUUCUCGUUGAACAAUGAAACAUUUGUGCCAGCAAAUAGGAUAUCAGAGCAUUGUUCUGCUGUAGAUGUGAAAUCUAACCUUUUUGAAAUGCCAGUGAAGCUAGCAAGGCCAUUGAACAGAUUUGCAAGACUUGACUCACUUCAAAUGAUUUGCAGAUUUGUGUUACGGCAAACUGUCUCAGCGAACAUAUGGAGCAAAUUACCACUCCCGCCUAAUUUGAUCUCUUAUGUGUCCACAGGCAGUGACUACAUAGUCGUUUCAUAGCUCAGACAAAGCAAUUAUUGUGCCUUCAAAUGUUCAAUGUACCAAUAUUGUAAGCCUACUCAUACUGAACUAUAUCAAAAUGUAAAAAGUAUUUAUACAUUUUUAUACAAAAACAUAUUGUAUUUUAAUAUUAAUGACA